AUUGCCGCCUGUUGCCCGAGGCCCCUGCCCAGUGGUAGGUUGCUGUCUGUUGCCCGAGGCCCCUGCCCAGUGGUAGGUUGCUGUCUGUUGCCCGAGCCCCUGUUGAGGGGUAGAUUGCCUUCUGUUGCCCGAGGCCCCUGCCCAGUGGUAGGUUGCCGUCUGUUGCCCGAGCCCCUGCCCAGGGGUAGAUUGCCGCCUGUUGCCCGAGGCCCCUGCCCAGUGGUAGGUUGCUGUCUGUUGCCUGAGCCCCUGUUGAGGGGUAGAUUGCCUUCUGUUGCCCGAGGCCCCUGCCCAGUGGUAGGUUGCCGUCUGUUGCCUGAGCCCCUGCCCAGUGGUAGGUUGCUGCCUGUUGCCCGAGGCCCCUGCCCAGUGGUAGGUUGCCGCCUGUUGCCCGAGCCCCAAGCCUAAGGGGGGAGAUUGCCUGAAGACCCCCCCGUGCC
This is a messenger RNA of Staurois parvus, 440 nucleotides long. The record is from the annotation of a GenBank genome assembly. Lineage: Eukaryota; Metazoa; Chordata; Amphibia; Anura; Ranidae.